AUGCCCAUCUAUUCUCACUAUCGUUUUGUCGAGUGGCAAGUACAGACCAAAAGCACAGAGGAACAGGCAGCCGCCUAUAACCGCCUACAUGACAAGUACACAGGCAAGCUAGAGGCACUCACAUGGGGCCUGCGUGGCUUCUAUUUGAAGUUCGCUCAGAUAGGCUCUACACGCGAUGAGAUGCUGCCUGAGCAGUUCAUGGAAUGGGCUAAG
This is a messenger RNA of Sphaeroforma arctica JP610, 213 nucleotides long. RefSeq lists its product as hypothetical. The record is from RefSeq and is a predicted model, not a curated record. NCBI's taxonomy places the organism in Eukaryota, Ichthyosporea, Ichthyophonida. The transcript has a single exon. The annotation marks the transcript as partial.